Trichoderma atroviride IMI 206040 is the source of this 852-nucleotide messenger RNA. Lineage: Eukaryota; Fungi; Ascomycota; Sordariomycetes; Hypocreales; Hypocreaceae. The record is from RefSeq and is a predicted model, not a curated record.
AUGUUGGCUAAAUAUAAGCCACCCAAGUUCGAGAUCGAAGACCUCUGCAUUCCGGAAUCCGAUCCUAUGUACAACAAUGCUGUUCGAUGCAUUCAAACGUACUGGAAACAAGCAGCCGAUAUGACCAAAGGCCAGCGUCAGAAAUAUCUCUGGUAUUUGCAGAAGACGCAUAUAAACCAUUUCGUCGCAAAGCCUUUUGAAUGCCAUGGAGGAACAGUAACAGCACACAGUCUAUAUCAGCGUGCUCGUGACGAUGCCGGAAAUUUUGUCAGGCUCUCGUGGCCCGUAUACCUGCUUCUCUCCUCUUUAUAUGGAGAUUUACCGAAGCGAUACAAAGAAGCCAUAGAGCAAAAAUAUGGCACCUCAGUCAUCGAGGAUUAUACCACUUUCUAUAGGUCUUUUUACCCAACUCCGACAUCUACUAUGGAAAAAAGCGUUACGGAAGGAAUAACUUCUGUUGCCAAUAUCGGAGAUUUUAUUCAUCGCGCAAGUCGCGAUUCUUCAUCCACGGCCUCAGAAACAAACCUUUCUCGAGGUCCAUGGAACAUCGAGACUGUCAUUAAAGACUUGGACGUAUCAAAGACGAAGCGAUCACCUUCAGCUCUGGAAAGCCCCCAGAAACGAACGAAGCUGAGCGACGAUGAAAUACUGAGCCGCCUCAACCAACACACUGAAGCCAUCCAGAAGAUUGUGCACGAGGCGCAGCUGGAACAGCGCUCAAAGCUUCAAGAAGUCCACCACGAUGUGGAAAAGGGCGUGCAAACUCUCAAUAGCAUGCAGAAUGAUUUACGGCAGUUCAUGUCAGCGGUUGCCUCAGCGUUGAAGGAUAUCGGAGAGCAUUUGAAUGAGUAA